AUACAACAAUCUAAUGUAAAUAGGUUAUGAUAAACAAUUUCUGCGCAUUGAAAAAUAUCUAGUUAUUGUCCGCUUGAUGGUCGUAAAAAGUAAUAAACAUACAUCAUUAAUAUUAUAGAUGACGUUUUGUAUGGAUAAUUCUGAUAAUUUAUCAGUACGAAGGUCGUACCACUCGCCAGAUUACCUAUUACUUCCAUUAAUAGUUCAAGUUUCUGGAUGUGUUACAUAAAUCGUGCGUGGUCUGUUUGUUAUUAUGGGUCCGCUUGUGGGGGCAAUUGAUGAGGGCACUUCAAGUGCAAGAUUUAUUUUAUUCAAAGCUGGUACAACGGAAGUCGUUGCGUCCCAUCAACAGGAGCUUUCACAAAUUCACCCACAAGAAGGUUGGGUGGAACAAGACCCCCAAGAGAUCCUAAAUGUGGUCAACAUUUGUAUUGAGAAUACCAUUGAUAAAUUAAUAUCUUUGGGUGGUAGUGUCAAUGAUAUUGUGGCUAUAGGUGUGACAAACCAAAGGGAAUCAACACUGGUUUGGGACAAAACAACUGGUGAACCUUUGUACAAUUCAAUUGUGUGGCUGGAUGUUCGGACAUCAUCUACAGUAGAACAGUUACUUGAUUCAGUGCCAAAUAGAACAAGGAACAAGAAUUAUUUAAAGCCUCUGUGUGGUUUGCCAUUGUCACCAUAUUUUAGUGCUGUGAAAUUGAAGUGGUUACAAGAUAAUGUGCCAAAGGUCAAGAAAGCCAUGGCAUCAGGCAAUUGUUUGUUCGGAACAGUUGACUCAUGGCUGAUAUGGAAUCUGACAGGUGGACCUGAUGGAGGACUUCAUAUUACUGAUGUUUCAAAUGCCUCCAGGACUAUGCUAAUGAAUAUAGAAACUCUUAAGUGGGAUCCCAAAUUGAUUAGCUUCUUUGGUACUCCUACAUCAGUACUACCAAAAAUAAAGUCCAGCUCUGAAGUUUAUGGUAAUAUUCAGAAGGGGUCUCUCAAAGGCAUCCCAAUUUCUGGAUGUUUAGGGGAUCAGCAAUCUGCUCUUGUUGGUCAACAAUGUUUGAGCAGAGGACAGGCAAAGGCAACUUAUGGAACUGGAUGCUUUUUACUUUACAACACUGGAAAUAUGAAAGUAAACAGUUCUCAUGGUCUAAUAACAACUGUAGCCUAUCAGUUGGGACCCAAACAACCUCCUGUGUAUGCUCUUGAAGGAUCAGUUGCAAUUGCUGGAGCAGCUCUUAACUGGCUUAGGGACAAUUUGACAGUGCUGCCCAACUUUACCAAAGCUCAAGAGAUUGCUGAAGAAGCUGAACUGGUGGAGAGUGGAGAGGUUACUUUUGUACCAGCCUUUAGUGGUUUAUAUGCACCUUAUUGGCAACAAGAAGCCAGAGGGGUCAUUGUUGGCAUCUCUGAAGACACUCAAGCCUGCCAUAUUGUCAGGGCGACUUUAGAUGCUGUUUGUUUCCAAACAAGAGAUAUUUUGGAAGCCAUGAAUAAGGAUUAUGGAUCAACUUUGAGUACUCUUCAGGUUGAUGGAGGAAUGACAGCCAACAGACUCCUUAUGCAACUACAAGCAGAUAUAGCAGGAAUAACUGUUGUGAAACCGGGCAUGGCGGAAAGUACAGCGUUGGGUGCCGCUAUGGUAGCAGGUGCUGCUGUUGGACAUUGGGAUAUGUUUGGUUCCCCUUUGGAAAUACCUUUUGAAAAAUGGGAACCCAAAUUGACUAGAGAUGAAAGAGAUGUUCGAUACGCCAAGUGGAAAAUGGCAGUUGAACGUUCUAUGGGCUGGGACGUUUAAUAAAUUGACAUUGGCAAAGAAACCGUUUUGUAUGCAUAAGUAUUUCUUUGUUGAUUUAUACAACGACAAACGUAGAUAUUGUAAAUAUAUUGUUAACACUUUUGUUAUAUUUUUUAACAUAUUUUAUGUAUUUGUCUUUUUGUUGGUAUUUUAAUAAAGUUUAUACAUAUAGUUUAUUAAAA
Aethina tumida (small hive beetle) is the source of this 1965-nucleotide messenger RNA. It is a transcript of the gene Gk1, whose product is annotated as glycerol kinase. Gene Ontology annotation, molecular function: glycerol kinase activity. Bases 254 to 1783 code for a protein of 509 amino acids. Gene Ontology annotation, cellular component: mitochondrion. The record is from RefSeq and is a predicted model, not a curated record. NCBI's taxonomy places the organism in Eukaryota, Metazoa, Arthropoda, Insecta, Coleoptera, Nitidulidae. Gene Ontology annotation, biological process: triglyceride metabolic process; glycerol-3-phosphate biosynthetic process; glycerol metabolic process. The transcript has 4 exons.